GACGUCAGGCCCACGCAUGCGUCGUAGAAACUUUGCAGCGUCGGUAGCAGAGCGUCGGAGCGCGAGAGUUCAGUGAGGCGUCGGUUGCGGGCAACCGUAGACCGCGUCUGUAAGUCAGCGUGACGUCGUCAGAAUGCUGUGUACUGCCGUCACCUGACACGAACAACUUAUGUGUGUGGUCCAGUCAUAGUUCUUGUUACUAACGCAGAAAAGUGCAGUCACUUUCUUUUCGAUGUUAAUGAAUGACUCCUGUUGACGCUCCACCUGUGGCCGAAAUGAAGAAGCGUACGGGGAAACCUGACAAUGUUAUCAGCAUGUUCGUAAGAAGGCAACCCGCAGGUAAUUACCCCUCGAAACUGUCUCACCACCGCCAGGGUUAUCACCCACCGAACUGCAGACUAAGUUUACAUUGGACAUGAGGUGUGAUGUGAACAAGGAUGCACUUUAUGAACGACUAUUUCAUUCUAUUUCCGAAACUGUCCAGUCUGUACGGUGUCGCAAAAUGUGUCGUUACAUAUUUGUGAUGAAAUGUUAGAAAAUAAAACUAUUUAAAUAUGUGAUGCUAGUCCAUCUAUUAUAAUCAGAGAGCUUCAAAAUAUUAACGCUUAUUACAUUGUGCAUAAGAGAAGCAUGAGUUUUAGUGUUAUGUUCUGUGUUCAAGUUAUACAGUCUGUCAUAAAAUAAUACAUCAAGAUAUGUGAUUUCGAAAAUUCACUUAAACUGAAAUGCAGAAAGAGACUUCGUAAAUAAUGUCCUUCGCUAUACUUACCUAUGCUAUUAUCUGAAUGAAGAUUUGGAAUUAUAAAGACACAAGUUACACAUGUCAUCUAGAAGAUAGGACUGGUGUGUUUAGUCACCUUCUGGAAGGAUAUCACUUGCCUGGAAGUGAGAAAUAUAUCGUAAAUUGCAGCUGCAAAUUGAUACUGGGAAGUGCAUCGUAUGCUUAUUUCACAAAUAAAUAAGUCAAGCGUACCCGAAGGAAGUGAUCAGGAAAUUUUAAUGACUUCUUUAUUCUUCAAUAUCACAUUCACCAAUGACUCUAAAGCACGUUUACAACAUGUAGCCCUGAUAAUACCAACAACUUACAGUUUGUAAAGGCGAACCUUGUGGUGUAUCCAUUUUUCAUUAUACUUCAUGUAUAUAAGCACGUGGAAAAUGAUGUAAAGUGAAACAAGUCAAGAGUUGUUAUACGUUCUUUUUAAACACGGCGUUUCCUAUGUUCAUCCCUACGCAGAACGCCGUCCCUACUUUCGAUAAUAUACAGAAGUAUAAUGCCUUACUUUGGGCCCAGAAAGACACAUUUGAAGCCAAAAGCCUAUGAGAACAACACAGAUGAGUUUAAGGCUGGAGUAAUUUCUGAGAUCUGGCGCGUAAUACCGGAAACGGAAAUCUCCGGGAUAAUUUUGAAGAAGCUCUGAGUGUUAUGAACGGUAGCGCGUGUUCUGCUCUGUUGGAGCAGGUCGCCUGGGAUAACCCUAGUCUGAUCGCCUCGCUUGUCGUCUUGCUGCUGAUCAGCGUGAUGGUGAUCGUGGGCAACUGCCUGGUUAUCGCAGCGGUCUUCAUCAGCUCCAAGCUCCGCUCUGUCACAAACCUCUUCAUCGUGUCCCUAGCCGUCGCGGACCUCAUGGUGGGGCUCGCCGUGUUGCCCUUCAGUGCUACCUGGGAGGUGUUCAAGGUGUGGAUCUUCGGCGACGUGUGGUGCUCCAUAUGGCUUGCUGUGGACGUGUGGAUGUGCACUGCCUCCAUCUUGAAUCUGUGUGCCAUUUCUCUCGACCGUUACGUUGCAGUGACCCGCCCUGUUACGUAUCCCAGCAUUAUGUCUUCCAGUCGCGCCAAGCUACUAAUAGCAGGAGUUUGGGUGCUAAGCUUCGUGAUCUGCUUUCCGCCGUUGGUUGGCUGGAAGGACAAACGGGAAGAACCGCCCCACGUCAACCAUCAUUCCUCUCGGCCACUCUCCCCAGCGACCUCGGCACUGCAGGUACCGACGCCAUGUCCCUGGAUCUGUGAGCUAACGAACGACGCUGGCUACGUCGUGUACUCGGCGCUGGGCUCCUUCUACCUGCCCAUGUUCGUAAUGCUCUUCUUCUACUGGCGGAUCUACCGCGCAGCGGUGCAGACAACGCGUGCCAUCAACCAGGGCUUCCGUACCACCAAAGGCUCGCGAACCAUUGGAAGCCGCUUCGACGAGCAGCGCCUCACACUAAGGAUUCAUAGGGGACGUGGAUCCUCGGUGAUGCGGCACGGACCACCCCCAGACAGCAGUGUGACGGAGACCAGCCUGACGAGCAGUGUGUGCGGGUCUCCCAGCAGUGGGGCCACCAGCAUCAGAUCACCCGAAUGUCAGCGCCUCAACCGCUCGUCCACACGGCGCAGCAACAAGCCCAUAAAAAUAAGUGUGAGCUACCCGAGUAGCGACGCCAUUAGCACUAGCACUAACAACAACGGCGGGAUGCCACCCUCUUCCUCCCCGAGUCCCAACAGCUCCAAGAAGUCGAGUUUCUCUUCGUCUUCCCCACCCCCCGGCCUGUACGCUGUCCACUACACAAAUGGGAACCGGGAAUCCACAUCGAGUACGUACCGCAGAAGCGAUCCCAACUGUCACCUGCGGGUGACAGGGUCGCGCCUAGCCUCACACAACCGUCGGCGGAGGAGCAGUACAGACAGCACGCUGGCGCCAGGAUCGAGUCAGCAGCUGCUGGAGGAUAAGGAUCUGUCGCCCUCGCCCACCUUCGACGAGAGCAACGCAGCCAACAAGCCCAGGCUCAUCUCCAGGAUGGGGAAGCGUAACAUCAAGGCGCAGGUGAAGCGCUUCCGCAUGGAGACCAAGGCUGCUAAGACACUGGGCAUAAUCGUGGGCGGCUUCAUUGUAUGCUGGCUGCCUUUCUUCACCAUGUACUUGGUUCGCGCUUUCUGCGAGGACUGCAUCCACCACCUCUUGUUCUCCGUCCUUUUCUGGCUUGGCUACUGCAACUCUGCUAUCAACCCUUGCAUCUAUGCUCUCUUCAGUAAAGACUUCAGGUUCGCCUUCAAGAGAAUUAUCUGCCGCUGUUUCUGUGCAAAGAAACUGACGAAUGAAACUCGCGACUGGACAAGACGGAGAGGCUCAGAUGGUUCUCAGCUCGGAGCCCGUAUGCUGGAGCCCGGGUCUGACAGAGGUAGAUCUCCCUCAAACAACAAUACCCAGCAGUACCCCCAGAACUCGAUGGGUGAGGACAGCGACCAAGGGAAUGAGGGAUCUGACUCCAGGUGACCUCCAAUGCUGUCACAGAAAGCGUGGAGCAAAUAUUUUUUUGUUCUCUGUGACUUCAGUUGUUGUGCAGGGAACUGCUUCUUUUUUAAAUUUAUUUUACUUCAGUAAGAAAUAGCGAAUUCAAAUGCGGUAUUCGACUGUACUUACAUAAAAACAAGGACAUUCACAAUUCUGCUGUGAAUAAUUUCAGUUAGCAGGACACACAUUGCGAUUAACAAUAUUAUAAUGAAUGAGCUUAUAUUUUCAAGACAGUAUUUCGUUUCAGUUUCUUGUAUGACUACAUGAAUUGAGGCCCAGUCACAGAAAUGUAUACAGGGGUGUAAAGUUGAGGAACCUAAAGUUGUUGCCGACUGGUGGCUCUUCCAUGUCGAGUCUGCAGCGACAUGGAGGCGCAGCCUGUGACGAAACAAUUCUGGAAUGAAAAUAUGUAUUACAUUCAGGAAUGACAAAAAAUGUUUUCUGUCUGAGGGAACUUGAAGGAAGAUAUUUAUUUUCUGAGUCUGAGCCAACUAUCUUUGCAUUAAUACCUAUGACUAUCAUUAAAUCAAUUUUUAUGAAUAAAUUCGCUUUAAAAACUUAUGCCUUGCCUGCUGUUGAAGAAAUAUUUACUCUCUUUUGAAUGUGGAUCUCUUACUUAAUAGUACGGUCUGCCCUUAGAGGACUGAAAUUACAAAUCAAAAAAUUCUCUUUUCAAACCAUCGCUUAUGCUGACAGUUUUCAAUUGAUGCAUUCCUAGGCGUGCAUCACAGCAGGCUAAGUAAUGGCACUGCACACUUUCAAUAUGGAGCAUUAUAGUCCCUGACUUGCUACCCACACCAGCAUUAUCUCUGUAUUUCUUUCAUAUAAUAUUGAAAUACUGAGGAAACACCUUGCUUUACUGUUCAUCAAAGUUCUAGUCAGACUGAAGCUAAGUCAUGGUGGACUAGCACCAUCCAUCACAUUGGAUUGUGCACCCUGAGAAUUAAUCCAUGAGUGUGUUUCGGCACUGGCUUCAGUAGUGGAACGUUAACUGUUUUAAACAAAGUGCAGCAUAUUUCUGUCUUCAGUCUGCAGGAAUGAAGUGAAAAGGAAUGGUUGUCUGUAAGUCGGUAAUAAUCUCGUUAAUCCUGGUGUGAAUUUUUAAGUUUAUUCACUUGUAUUGCUUAUAUGGAAACCAUUAUCAAUUGUGGUAAAUAAUUUCAGUCAGAAUCAAAUCUAGAAAAUUUACACAAAUUUUACCUCUCAUAUAUUGUUCCAAUACAAGUUUGGUUAUAAAUCUGAUGACCUUACAACCUGCAACCUCACAGGUAACUAGAUAAUUCUUUCUCUGAAUUAUUUAGUAACAUAUAUAUUUUGGUUUAUCUGAAUCGUAACAACAGAAUGCUAAUAUAGAGUAUGAUAUAUAGUCAUAAAAAUUUGAAAUAUUGGAACAACAUGAAAAUAAUAAGGGGCUUUCAAAUUGUAAUUAUAAUCAUUUUAAAACAUGUCCAAUACAUCAAAAUUUUCAGAAGAAAUUAAUAUAUAAAAUUAUUGUGGUCCAUUCAGGUUUUCCUUGCAUAGGCUGCAGUGUUUUAGUUAAUCACAAAAUUCCUGAUGAAUUUUAGUAAUAAUCAGUUGUAUGUACUCAGGGGAAUCAGCCAGAAUGCAAAUUUUGAGUAAAAUAUUGUAACGUGUUUCGUUACUGAUCCCACUUCUGACACCAAUGUAACGUGUCUUGCGUUA
Molecule: messenger RNA, 4951 nt
Organism: Cryptotermes secundus
Lineage: Eukaryota; Metazoa; Arthropoda; Insecta; Blattodea; Kalotermitidae
Product: octopamine receptor Oamb
Exons: 5
Coding region: 1424-3250 (608 amino acids)
Biological process (GO): adenylate cyclase-activating adrenergic receptor signaling pathway
Cellular component (GO): membrane
Molecular function (GO): G protein-coupled amine receptor activity
Source: RefSeq, a predicted model, not a curated record